UAAAAGCACACCAUAAGGAAUCAAAAAGAAUCCAAUUUAAUAGUAUCCAUCCAACAACCGCAUAAGCUUACAACUUACAAACUCCUUAUAUAUAAUCCCUUCCUCACUUCCAAAUCCAAUUAUUGUUGUAAGAAAAAAACCACCACUCUCUCUCAUCACUUUCUCUCUCUCUAAACUCUAACAGAAAAUGAACACUUUCGAUACAGAGAUAGCAACAACCGCAACAGAAAAACUACAAUUAGAUCAAGAAGAUGAAGAUGAAAUAUCCCCCAUUGAACAAGUUCGUUUAACCGUAACAAACACCGAUGACCCGACUCAACCCGUAUGGACUUUCCGUAUGUGGUUCUUAGGUCUCAUUUCAUGUUCACUCUUAUCAUUUCUCAACCAAUUCUUCGCUUACCGAACUGAACCGCUUAUCAUUACUCUUAUCUCCGUUCAAGUAGCUACACUACCUAUCGGUCAUUUCAUGGCGGCAGUUUUACCGUCGAGGAAGUUUCGGGUCGGGUCGAAGACUAUGUCGUUGAAUCCAGGUCCGUUUAAUAUGAAGGAACAUGUUUUGAUUACUAUUUUUGCUAAUGCUGGAAGUGCUUUCGGAUCCGGGUCACCUUAUGCGGUUGGAAUUGUGAAUAUUAUUAAAGCGUUUUAUGGACGGAGUAUUUCGUUUCAUGCUGCUUGGAUUCUCAUUAUUACUACUCAGGUUCUGGGAUACGGAUGGGCUGGGUUACUGAGGAAAUACGUAGUGGAGCCGGCCCAUAUGUGGUGGCCCAGCACCCUUGUUCAGGUUUCACUUUUCCGAGCUUUGCAUGAGAAAGAUGACGACCACCGAAUUUCGCGGGCAAAGUUUUUCUUUAUUGCACUAGUAUGCAGUUUUUCAUGGUAUGUGAUCCCAGGAUACUUGUUCACAACACUGUCAAGCAUAUCAUGGGUCUGUUGGGUAUUCUCCAAGUCAGUCACAGCUCAGCAGUUGGGCUCAGGAAUGAAAGGCCUUGGAAUUGGUGCCCUUACACUUGAUUGGUCUGUCGUGGCAUCAUUCUUGUUCAGUCCUCUUAUAUCACCAUUCUUUGCCAUUGCCAAUGUUUUUGUGGGCUUUACAAUAAUAAUCUAUGGAGUGAUUCCCAUUGCAUAUUGGGGCCUAAAUGUUUACAAUGCUAAAACGUUUCCAAUUUUCUCCUCUCAUUUGUUCACUGCUCAAGGUAAAACAUACAACAUAUCUGCUAUUGUUAAUGACAAGUUUGAGCUAGAUGUUGCAAAGUAUGAAGAGCAAGGUAAAAUUCAUCUAAGUGUGUUUUUCGCUCUCACUUAUGGCUUUGGAUUUGCCACCAUAGCUUCCACCCUUUCGCAUGUUGCUUGCUUCUAUGGAAGGGAGAUUAUGGAGCGGUAUCGUGCUUCUUCUAAGGGUAAAGAAGAUAUCCACACAAGAUUGAUGAAAAGAUACAAAGACAUACCUUCUUGGUGGUUUUACGCGUUGCUGGUUGUGACACUUGCUGUUUCUCUAGCACUAUGCAUCUUUCUCAAUGACCAAAUUCAGAUGCCUUGGUGGGGACUUCUCUUCGCCGGAGCUUUAGCUUUUGUUUUCACUCUUCCUAUUAGCAUCAUAACUGCCACCACAAAUCAGACACCAGGAUUGAAUAUCAUCACCGAGUAUGUCUUCGGUUUGAUUUACCCUGGAAGACCAAUAGCAAAUGUAUGCUUCAAAACCUAUGGUUACAUUAGCAUGGCACAAGCGGUCUCGUUCCUGAGCGAUUUCAAGCUUGGACACUACAUGAAAAUCCCCCCAAGAUCAAUGUUCUUGGUUCAGUUCAUAGGCACAAUGCUUGCUGGAACCAUCAACAUUGGGGUAGCAUGGUGGUUGCUAAAUUCUAUUGAGAACAUAUGUCACGAUGAUCUCCUGCCGGAAGGCAGCCCUUGGACAUGUCCAGGUGACCGUGUUUUCUUCGAUGCUUCGGUUAUUUGGGGUCUAGUAGGACCAAAAAGGAUCUUUGGUUCUAAAGGAAACUACAGUGCAAUGAAUUGGUUUUUCGUUGGAGGUGCAAUAGGACCAAUACUUGUUUGGCUAUUGCAUAAAGCAUUUCCUAGACAGUCAUGGAUUCCUUUGAUCAACCUUCCAGUUCUCCUUGGAGCUACCGCAAUGAUGCCACCGGCAACAACAUUGAACUACAAUGCUUGGAUUUUUGUUGGGACGGUUUUCAACUUCUUUGUGUUCCGUUACAGAAAGAAUUGGUGGCAGAGAUACAACUAUGUUCUAUCCGCAGCACUUGAUACUGGAGUUGCUUUUAUGACUGUUCUGCUUUACUUUUCACUGAGUUUGGAAAACAGAAGUAUUACUUGGUGGGGAACUGAUGGUGAACAUUGUCCACUAGCAUCUUGCCCAACUGCAAAAGGCAUAAAGUUUGGUGAUUGUCCGGUACAAUAGUGAGUCUAUGCCAUUUUGAUCGUUUCAUUAAUUACAGUUAAUACCACGUAUGUGAAAAAAAUGUAUUAAGUAAUGCACAAUGUGAUGCAUAAAAUCUAUGUUUGCUUGUAUAUAGUUAGUGUUACAUUACAUGGUACCAUUGGGGUCUAGCUCAAAAUGAUUGGUGCGCAAUGUGUGAAAGUAUUGUAAACUCCGGUGUACCAAUUUCAGUUCUUACUCAUUAAAAAGAAGUUAGUGUUGUUAUUGUUAGAUAAUAUGUUAGUGAUUUAAUAAUAUAAUGGGCUUUUGGUUGUAAUUGGGCUUUGGGCAUAAUAAUAAUUUAGUCUAUUUAUGUUUUCUAUAUAUUCAUAAGACAACUCAUUGUAUUCUAAGCUAUUGUAAUGUAAUUCUAUGAAACCCUAGUAGCCUCCAUUGUUCAUU
This is a messenger RNA of Trifolium pratense (red clover), 2833 nucleotides long. Its product is annotated as oligopeptide transporter 4-like. NCBI's taxonomy places the organism in Eukaryota, Viridiplantae, Streptophyta, Magnoliopsida, Fabales, Fabaceae. Gene Ontology annotation, molecular function: oligopeptide transmembrane transporter activity. Gene Ontology annotation, biological process: transmembrane transport. The coding region runs from base 188 to 2413 and encodes 741 amino acids. The record is from RefSeq and is a predicted model, not a curated record. The transcript is spliced from 6 exons.